CGCAAUCCCAAUGACACCACGUCAUCAAACAUUGACGGAAGAAGCUCGGUCACGUGCUGUAGAAAGCUCCAGAUCAACAUGGCCGCCUGCAUGAAGAUGCUCGCUGCUGCGGGGCAGCUGAGCAGAAAGUCGGUCCUCGUUGGACGAUCAAACUGGACCACGGCGUUCAGCGCCGGUGGCAGCCGGUCCCACCUCACCGGCACGUCAGCCCCGAGCCGGCUCCAGCCCGCGCGGUACUACAGCAGCACCGGGAGCUCACAGAGAGCAUGCACCCACCGCUCCUCCAUCAGCCCGACAAUGACAGCUGGCUGCAGGCUGACCGCUAGGACUCACCGGUGGAUGCGGGUCGGGGCUGUUAUCCCCGGGCAAACGGAGCUCCUCACACCGACCUCUCGACCGCACAUGAUUGUGGACAGGAUGUACGGGAACCGGGCCAGCGGUGCGGGAUUUUCUGGGGAGGACGGCGGGGAGCGUUCAGGGUCUGGGGGAGAGGAGUCAGGGGGAGAUGGGGGAGAACCGUACAACGGACCUCAGAUGACGGCUCUCACCCCCAUGAUGGUCCCGGAGGUGUUCCCCAAUGUGCCGCUGAUCGCUGUGAGCAGGAACCCGGUGUUCCCCCGCUUCAUCAAGAUCAUAGAGGUCAAGAACAAAGCGUUGAUGGAGCUGUUGAGGAGGAAGGUUCGUCUGGCUCAGCCGUAUGCUGGAGUCUUCCUGAAGAGAGAUGAUAGUAAUGAGUCGGAUGUGGUGGAAUCUCUAGAUGCCAUCUACUCUACAGGAACCUUUGUUCAGAUUCAUGAGAUGCAGGACCUGGGAGACAAGCUGAGGAUGAUCGUCAUGGGACACCGCAGGAUCCGGAUCACGAGACAGCUGGAAGUAGAGCCUGAGGAGGCAGCAACGUCCCCUGUGUGGUCAGAGUCUGAGGGAGAGUCCCAACCCAAACCACCACCAAGACGCAAAUCCAAACGUAGCCGCAAGGACCAGCCGGGGUCUCUGACAGAGCAGCUGGAGGACAAGAUUUCAGAAGCAGACCUGAGCCCAGAACUUCAGCCUCUGCCCUCCUCCAACAUUCUGAUGGUUGAAACGGACAACAUUCAACACGAACAGUUCACGGUCACUGAGGAGGUCAAGGCAUUGACAGCAGAGAUAGUCAAGACCAUCAGGGACAUCAUCGCACUCAACCCCCUCUACAGAGAAUCCGUCCUCCAGAUGAUGCAGGCUGGUCAGAGAGUGGUUGAUAAUCCCAUCUACCUCAGUGACAUGGGAGCAGCACUGACAGGAGCAGAGUCACAUGAACUGCAGGACGUCCUCGAGGAGAUCAAUAUCCCGAAGCGUCUCUACAAGGCUCUGUCUCUGCUGAAGAAGGAGUAUGAGCUGAGUAAACUGCAGCAGCGUCUGGGCAGAGAGGUGGAAGAGAAGAUCAAACAGACUCACAGGAAGUAUCUGCUACAGGAGCAGCUCAAAAUCAUCAAGAAGGAGCUGGGUCUGGAGAAAGAGGACAAAGAAGCUAUCGAGGAGAAGUUCAGAGAGAGGCUCAAAGAGAGGACCGUCCCUCAGCACAUAAUGGACGUUAUCAAUGAAGAACUCAACAAACUGGGACUGCUGGACAACCACUCCUCAGAGUUCAAUGUAACCCGUAACUACCUGGACUGGCUGACCAGCAUGCCCUGGGGUACCAACAGUGAAGAGAACUUAGCGCUGGACAGAGCAAAAGAAGUUCUAGAAGAAGACCAUUAUGGAAUGGAUGACAUUAAGAAACGCAUAUUGGAAUUCAUAGCAGUGAGCCAGCUGCGAGGCUCCACCCAGGGGAAGAUCUUGUGUUUCUAUGGUCCCCCGGGUGUAGGAAAGACCUCCAUCGCAAGGUCCAUAGCCAGAGCCCUCAACAGAGAGUACUUCAGAUUCAGCGUGGGAGGCAUGACCGACGUGGCUGAGAUUAAAGGGCACAGGAGGACCUAUGUUGGAGCAAUGCCAGGGAAGAUUAUCCAGUGCCUGAAGAAAACCAAGACAGAGAACCCCUUGGUGCUAAUAGACGAGGUGGAUAAGAUCGGUCGUGGUUACCAGGGCGAUCCGUCCUCUGCAUUGCUGGAGCUUCUGGAUCCUGAACAGAACGCCAACUUCCUUGACCAUUAUCUUGAUGUUCCCGUGGAUCUGUCAAAGGUUUUAUUUAUCUGCACGGCCAAUGUGACUGACACCAUCCCAGAGCCUCUCAGAGACAGGAUGGAGAUGAUCAACGUGUCUGGAUAUGUGGCCCAGGAGAAACUGGCUAUCGCUGAGAGGUAUCUGGUCCCUCAGCUUCGCACUCUCUGUGGCCUGACUGAGGAGAAGGCUUCAAUCUCACCUGACGCCCUCAGUCUGCUCAUCAGGCAGUACUGCAGAGAAUCUGGAGUAAGGAACCUGCAGAAACAGGUUGAAAAGGUUUUCCGUAAGGUGGCUUUCGGUAUAGUCAGCGGUGAGCAAAGCGCAGUGACUGUUACACCUGACAACCUGCAGGACUAUGUGGGCAAACCUAUUUUCACAGUGGAUCGAAUGUACAAUAUCACCCCACCGGGAGUGGUUAUGGGGCUGGCAUGGACUGCUAUGGGAGGUUCAACGCUGUUCAUCGAGACCUCACUACGCCGUCCUGCUGGAGGAGCGGACUCUAAAGGAGAGGGGUCACUGGAGGUUACAGGUCAGCUCGGCGAUGUUAUGAAGGAAAGUGCAAAGAUCGCUUCAACCUUUGCCAGAGCCUUUCUGAUGACCCAGGAACCAGAAAAUCACUUCCUGGUUAACUCCCACCUUCACCUCCAUGUUCCUGAGGGGGCGACUCCCAAGGAUGGACCAAGCGCCGGCUGCACCAUUGUAACAGCACUGUUGUCCCUGGCAACCAACCAGCCAGUGCGUCAGAACGUAGCUAUGACUGGUGAAGUGUCACUGACUGGCAAAAUACUGCCAGUAGGCGGAAUUAAAGAGAAGACUAUAGCUGCCCGCCGUGCUGGUGUGACCUGCAUGAUCUUACCAGCUGAGAACAAGAAGGACUUCUCUGACCUGCCAGACUACAUCACAGAGGGCUUGGAGGUCCACUUUGUGGAGCACUACAACCAAAUCUACCCCGUCGUCUUCACACAGAACCAGUCAUAACCAAGAUUAACUAGGACUUAUUCCCAUGGGAUUUCACAGCCCAGAACGUGUUUGUUACAACAAAACUCUGAUUGUCAUUCUGGUUGUAGUUAGUAAAACCCAGUUGUUACUUUUUGGUACUCAUUCUUGUAAAUAUGCAGUCUGAGGUCCUGCUGAACAGAAUGGUUCUACAAUAUCUGUUCUCACAUCAUCCAGUGGACCAGCUGGCCUGGAGGUCCCUAACUCUUUUAGCCACCACAGGACCCUUGAAUGUAGGGAUACGCUAAUGUGAUAGAGGACCACAUCAUACGACUGAAAGAUGAAGCCAACUGUGCCAAAGAUGGGCAUACAGUGAAGUGAUGGUGAUGAUGAACACUGCCUGUCGACACAGGAUACGAUGUCUUUGCUGCCAGGCAGCCUUGUUAUCCACAGCUCUCAUUACACAGGACUGUGGAUGGACUCUUUCUUAUAUUAU
This is a messenger RNA of Larimichthys crocea (large yellow croaker), 3568 nucleotides long. It is a transcript of the gene lonp1, whose product is annotated as lon peptidase 1, mitochondrial. Lineage: Eukaryota; Metazoa; Chordata; Actinopteri; Sciaenidae. The record is from RefSeq and is a predicted model, not a curated record. The coding region runs from base 79 to 3114 and encodes 1011 amino acids. Gene Ontology annotation, cellular component: mitochondrial matrix. Gene Ontology annotation, molecular function: ATP binding; ATP hydrolysis activity; single-stranded DNA binding. The transcript is spliced from 21 exons. Gene Ontology annotation, biological process: mitochondrion organization; protein quality control for misfolded or incompletely synthesized proteins; protein catabolic process.